GCUGGAGCAUUACGUGAUAUCAAGGCUAUUUUAGAUGAUACAGCAUACCAUUCUGAUGAAAUCUCAGGAACAGAAGACGAAAAACACCAUGUAGUUAAAGUGUUAGAUCAUCCAUGGCAAUCUGAUAAAGUACACUAUCCAGAUUGGUGUAAAUCAAUUCUUUACAAUAAUAAUGAAAGUAAUAACAAGUGUGACAAAAAUGAUAACAAAGAUAUUGAUAAAAGUGACAACGACAAUAAUGAUAGUGAUGAUAAAAAUAGUAGUAGUAGCAAAAAGGAUGGUGAUGACGAAGAGGAUAUUUAUGACAAAGAAGAUAGUGAUGACGAAGAAGAUAGUAACAACGAAGAAGAUAGCGAUUAUGAAAAGAACAGUGAUGACGAAGAGAGCAGCAACAAUGAUAAAGGUAGUGACAACAAAUGA
Molecule: messenger RNA, 420 nt
Organism: Dentiscutata erythropus
Lineage: Eukaryota; Fungi; Glomeromycota; Glomeromycetes; Diversisporales; Gigasporaceae
Source: the annotation of a GenBank genome assembly